AUGUCGGAUUUUUCUCCUUUCUCAGGUAAUCCUCCAAUUCCACGUCCUGGGUAUCAGAUGCCUGAGCCUGAUGGGUGCAGCUCAUAUUUCUUUGGUCUCCCUUUUCCAGAGGGGAUGGAUAUGGGAAUCCCCGCCAUGACCAAGUGCUGCAACCAGCUGGACAUGUGUUAUGAUACAUGUGGCUCAAACAAGUACCGUUGUGACUCCAAGUUCCGCUGGUGCCUCCACAGCAUCUGUACCGACCUCAAGAAGAGCCUUGGUUUCGUGUCCAAAGUUGAAGCAUGUGAAACGGUGGCAGACACUUUGUUCAACACAGUGUGGACUCUGGGCUGCAGACCCUACAUGAACAGCCAGAGAGCAUCAUGCUAUUGCCAAGGAGAAGAGAAAGAUGAACUCUAACCUAUACCGUAUUACUAUGAAGAAGACAGUGGAAGUUGCAGUAGCAUAUCGAAAGUACUAUUAAGUACACUAGUAUAAGUGGUAUUGCAAUGAACAGCUACAAUGGUAUUUUUCGAAUGACAAUAUUGUUGUAUUUUCAAAGUAUUGCUCUGCUCUAUCAGCAAUGCUGUUUAUUUAUGCUUCUAGGUGGGGAUAACAAUCAUAACAUGACAUUCGUUUUGUUUCAAAUACCUUUUAAAAGUGUAUUGUAUUGACAGAGCUGUAGAUAAACUGCAUAGCGUACGCUCGAAAUAACCUUUGCUAACUAU
Molecule: messenger RNA, 707 nt
Organism: Syngnathus acus (greater pipefish)
Lineage: Eukaryota; Metazoa; Chordata; Actinopteri; Syngnathiformes; Syngnathidae
Product: group XIIB secretory phospholipase A2-like protein
Exons: 3
Coding region: 1-399 (132 amino acids)
Biological process (GO): phospholipid metabolic process; triglyceride homeostasis; cholesterol homeostasis
Cellular component (GO): extracellular region
Molecular function (GO): calcium ion binding; A2-type glycerophospholipase activity
Source: RefSeq, a predicted model, not a curated record